UGCACCGGCAGCGCCCUGCGCUGCUGCCCCGUCGGUGCCGAGAGACAGCUAAAAGCCCAGCAGCAGAGGGGACCGGCUUCCCAGGAGCUCACAGCCUUGAAGACAGAGAAUGCCAAUGCCUCCCUGCUUCCUGAGGAUGGGGAGAAGGCAGCGCGGCCGGAGGAGUGGACGGACAGCGCGAGAUUCCUCCAAGGCCAGGAGGAGGAGGGGGAAGAGCGGCUGCAGGAUGCCGGCCGGGCAGGCACUUCCAGCAUCUCCCAGGACAUUGAGAUCCAGGUGGAAAAGGGAAAAGAGCUGGAGCUGAAGGAACAGCUUGAUGCCCUGAGGAGAGAGCACAUGGAAGCCCUGCAAGAGCUCCAGAGAGCAUAUGAGCAGGAGAAGCUGCUGCUGACAGAGUCCCACCACAGAUCUGAGGCAGCCUUACAGGAGACAAUUCAGGUACUGAAUUCCCAGCUGCAAUCCUUCCAGGAGAGGAUGAAGCGGGUGGAGGAGUCACUCUUGAGAACAGACUACAAGAAGCACAUCCAGGAGCACGGGAGCCCCAGCCCCUUCUGGGAGCAGGAGCUGGAGAGCCUGCACUUCGUCAUCGAGAUGAAGAACGAGCACAUCCACGGCCUGGACAAGAAGCUGCUGCACCUGAAGAACGUGGAGGAGAGGAACCUUCUGCUGGAGGAGAAGGUGAAAACUCUCCAGCAGGAGAACGAGGACCUGCAAGUUCGCACCCAGAACCACUUGGUCAUGGCGAGGCAGCUGUCCGAGGAGCUGCAGGCCGCCCGAGGGGCGCUGGAGAAGGAGGCGCAGCUGCUGGAGCAGGCUCGCCGGGAGAAGGAGGAGCUGCUGUACCGUGUGCUCAAGGCGGGGGACGGCAGCCCCUUCCCCAUGGCUGCCGGCGAGGUGCCCCUCAUCGCCACGUAGCAGCGGGGGCACCGCGCUCUGCCGGGGACUGCCGGGGCUCCCCCGCAGCCCUGCGAGCCCCGGGGCUGCUCCCACGAGUGCCCCCAGCCGGGGCAGGGCUCCGGGCUGGCCGAGCCUCACGGACCGGAGUGAUGGAGCCAUUCACGGGACACUCACGCCUGCAUUUCCCCAGCCCGUGGGGGGCUGCAGAGGGACUCUGGCCCCCCACCCACGCAGUCCCUGCAGCCCUUCCUCCGGUGAGGGCUGGCUGGGGGUGAAAGGGGUCAGCCAGGACACGCAGACUUGCAUUGGGCCGGACCCGACCCAGCACUUGGCUCUGAGUACAGACAGCAGCAGGGCUGCCCCAGGGCACGAGGACGAUGAGGCCACUAGGACAGGAUGGGGACGAGCAUCAGGAGGAUGAGGAGGGCACUGAGGACAUGGUGUUAACCUCAGCAGGCAGGGCUCCUACCCAUACCCUCCUAUUCCCAUCACCUCUACCUUCAGCAAACAUCUCCCAGGUAUUGCUCCUGCAGCUCAGGUGUGUCCCAGCUCACUGCCACGAAGACCCCAAGCCCUACUUGUCCCUGCUGACCAUCAGCAGCACCACCAGUCCCAUCUGCUCCCCCAAAAGCUGGACAGAGGCUGGAGCUGCACAUUCAGGGAGGAAAGCAUCCUCCCAGGGGGUAUCAGGCUUUGGCACAUCACAUCCCUCUGCUCGAGCUGAUGCAUCCCCAGCAGGGAAGGUGCUGCCAGCAUGGCUGUGGGUCAGGGCUGGAUGCACACAAGCACUUUCCCCUGAGUGUGGUGGGAGUCACUGCUCUGGGGCUGUCACAGGCCUGUCCCCCUCCCAGGGCUGUUUAGCCAGGGCUCUGUGUGUGUGUGUGUGUCUGUGUGUGUGUGUGUGUGUCUGUGUGUGUGUGUGUGAGAGUAUGGGGGUGUGUGUGUGUGUGUGUCUGUGUGUGUGAGUAUGGAGGUGUGUGUGUGUGUGUGUGUGUGUGUGCUGGCUGUAACGAUUACAAAUCUGUAAGAAGCAGCAGCCUCAGGAAUCCCAUGGCAGUGGUUUGGGGGACUGCUGCAGGAGCGUCCCAGAGUGGGGCUGUGUGUUCCACACCCCAUACAGUGGGAAGAAGGGGAAGGGUGGGAGCUGGGACCACAAAGACUCUUUUGAGUCUGAAGCUCCAGAUGAGGCCCUUAAGGCCAAUCCCCAUUUUCCUGCUCCUUUCCUCUUUUCCUUCAUUUCAAUGGGCUCCCAGCUCAGGGCAGACCUGGACCCUCCCAGCAUCAGGGCCACUGCAACAGCCACUUCCGUCCUUUGUGCUGACCCUUAUCAUGAACAGAGCAGCUGAACAGGCAGCCAGGAUAGAUGUGGGGUCCAGCUCUUACCCACACACCUCCAUGGAGUGGCCAGAGGGGGAAAUGGGGAGCCUGCUGUGUCAGAGCCAUGUCCCACCAGGGCACCCUCUGCUCCACACAUCAUCUGUGCCUCCCCCUGGUGCUGUAGCACCAAAGCAGGGGAUGCCCCAAAAUCCUGCCUGGUUAUGGCUCAAGGGAUUAGGAUUUCUGGACAAAGGGAUAUGAGGCUGUGGGGUCUGGGAUCCUGCUCUGGACACCUGAUACCAUGUCCCAGUGCCCCAAAGGCAGAUCCUGCGUGGGACUUGGAAGAAUGUGCCCAACUCUGGGAAAGGGGACACUGGGAACUGAGGAGGAGGAAUAAAUGAGUGCAGAAAAGAACUUGCACACUAUGAAGACGGAAAA
This is a messenger RNA of Cyanistes caeruleus (blue tit), 2652 nucleotides long. RefSeq names its product coiled-coil domain containing 69 (gene CCDC69). The record is from RefSeq and is a predicted model, not a curated record. NCBI's taxonomy places the organism in Eukaryota, Metazoa, Chordata, Aves, Passeriformes, Paridae. Gene Ontology annotation, cellular component: cytoplasm; nucleus. Gene Ontology annotation, molecular function: microtubule binding.